CUUUUUAUUUCAAUUUUACAGUUUAUCGCGAACGAGUGGUGUUGUAAAGUAAACAUAUAAUAAAAUUUAAUAAUUUUAUUUACAAAACAAUAUAUAUAAAAUAAAAUUAAUAAAAAACUAACUAUAAACACUGUUUCAAAAUGAAGAUUGAAUACAGCAAGGAUAUAGCACAACCUCCGGCCCAUUUGGAUUUAAAAUUUUUCGAAGAUGUCAUCGAAAACGCUCUACGUCAAUCUACAUUCAAAAUCCACAAAAUCCAUUUUUCGAUGGGCAGUAAAACAGGCGAAAAUUAUUGUAGUGAAAUCUAUCGUGUGCAGAUCACUUAUAGUGGAAACAACUGUGAGAAGUUAAAAAAUUUAUCUCUGAUUAUCAAAAGUAUGUUACAAACUGAAGCCACUGAUUUCCUGAUUGACUUGGAUGUUUACAUCAAAGAAAAAGUUAUGUACCGUGACAUCUUACCACGCCUAGAAAUGUUAUUACCAGAUGGUGCUAAAUUCGGUGCAAGAUUAUAUUUUAGCCUUAAGGAACCAAUUAAAACUCUAGUUUUCGAAGAUCUAUGUGACAAAGGUUUCGAAGUCGCAUCAAGAGAAUCGGGCUUAGAUGUAGCACAUGCUCGUCUCGUAUUACAAAAACUUGCACAAUUUCAUGCAACAUCUAUGGUGUUGGCUAAAAAGGAUCCAGAAAUUAUGGAAAGCUUCCAUAGUGGUCUGUUAGGACGCAGUGCUAUAGAUCGUGAAAACUCGAUGUUAUUGCGUUAUUUUGGUGGUGAAGCAGAAGCUUUAGUUGAUGCUGUUAGUCAAUGGCAAGGUUACGAAAAAAUUACACAAAAACUUAAAACAUAUGUAGCUAAUUUAAGAGAUAACCUUAGUCGUUGUCAAGACCCUAUACCAAAUGAAAUCAAAGUUCUCAAUCAUGGUGAUUUAUGGGUAAAUAAUAUGCUUUUCAAGUAUGAUAAACAACGUACGCCACAAGAUAUCGCUUUUAUUGAUCUGCAAAUGAGCAUUUGGAGCAGUCCAGGAAUUGAUUUAAAUUAUUUUUUCUACACAAGUUUACGUUUAGAUGUUCUAAAACAUAAACGUGAAGAACUACUGAUGGCAUACCAUAGCUCACUUUGUUCUACACUGCAAAAAUUAAAUUAUUUGAAUAUUCCCAGUUAUCAACAAAUAAAACAAGAAGUUAAAAAACGAACGCCUUAUGGAUUCUUUGCUCAAUUCGGUAUUUAUCCAACAAUAUCAAUGGAUAAGGAUAUAUCAGCCGAUAACUCUUUGGACAGUUUUAAUGAUGAGGAAUUCGCGAAAACGAGACUUAAGCAAAUGUUCAGCUCAAAACGCUUGGAAGAGAUGAUGAAAUACACUCUAAUCGAAUUUGAUCAGAUGAAAAUUUUGGAUUAAUUAAUACAUUUUAUUUUAUUUUUAAAUGUUUUUUGUAGAGUUUUUAGA
Molecule: messenger RNA, 1439 nt
Organism: Teleopsis dalmanni
Lineage: Eukaryota; Metazoa; Arthropoda; Insecta; Diptera; Diopsidae
Exons: 3
Coding region: 141-1391 (416 amino acids)
Source: RefSeq, a predicted model, not a curated record